This is a messenger RNA of Osmerus eperlanus (European smelt), 1749 nucleotides long. RefSeq names its product leukocyte cell-derived chemotaxin 1-like. Lineage: Eukaryota; Metazoa; Chordata; Actinopteri; Osmeriformes; Osmeridae. The transcript is spliced from 7 exons. Bases 127 to 1077 code for a protein of 316 amino acids. Gene Ontology annotation, biological process: negative regulation of angiogenesis; negative regulation of endothelial cell proliferation. The record is from RefSeq and is a predicted model, not a curated record.
AGGAGAGAACGAGAGAGGGUGUGUGUGUCAGAAAGAGACACACAGAGAGAGAAAGAGGGAGAAGGAGUGUGUGUGAGAGAGAGUUUGUUGAAUCAUCUGCUCAGGUGUUCAGUAAGACACUCAGCCAUGGCCGGGAGCUCGGAGAAAGUGCCUAUUGCCUCAGCGGGACCCGAGGACCUCCAACAGUUUAUGCCACCGGCAUACACCCCAGUGGCCGUCAAACCUGCAGCCAGCGGGCGCUUACUGAAGGCCGGGAUUGCGGUGUUGAUCGCUGGCGCGAUUCUUUUGUUGUUCGGGGCCAUUGGAGCAUUCUACUUUUGGAAUAACAACAAACACGUGUAUAAUGUCCACUACAGUAUGAGUAUCAAUGGCAAGGUGGAGGAGGGCUCCAUGGAGAUCGAUUCUGGUAACAACGUGGAGAGGUUCCGUACCGGCAGUGGGACAGACGAGGCCGUGGAGGUUCACGACUUCCAGAUUGGCAUAACAGGUAUCCGCUUUGCAGGAGGAGAGAAGUGCUACAUCAAGACCCAGGUCAAAGCUCGUCUCCCUGAGGUGGAAACUCUCAACAAAGACUCUCUGUUGUUUGACCUGGAAGAUGAGGUGAUGCCAGCCAAGUUUGAAGAGGAUUCUCUGAUCUGGGUGGCAGCUGACACACCCCUCUCAGACCCCACCUUCCUCAGCAACAAGAUUAAGGAUUUGUGUGGGGAUCUGCCAAUCUUCUGGCUCCGUCCUACCUACCCCAAUGGCGGGCAGAGGAAGAGGCGGGCUGCCCCCCGUCAGCGUCGCCAGGCAACCGGGGCAGAAGAGGAAGUGGAUGUGGAGGCAGAAUUCAACCCAGAGAACCCAUAUCACCGCGGUCUGGAGGGUGACGAGGGCACCAUGACCUUUGACCCCAUGCUGGACCACCAGGGAGUGUGCUGUAUCGAGUGCCGCCGUGGCCACACUCAGUGCCAGAGGAUCUGUGAGCCCCUGGUUGGGUUCCACCCUUGGCCCUACCACUAUGCAGGUUGCAGGGUGGCCUGCAGAGUCAUCAUGCCCUGUCGCUGGUGGGUCGGGCGCAUCAUGGGCAUUCUCUAAACACCCCCUGCACCACGGUGCAACAGUCCAGGAGAGAGGAGGACAGUGGGUGGGAAGAGAAGGAAUGGAAGGGGAGAGCGGGAAAUAAAAUGGGAAGAGAUAAAAAGAGAGAAAGAGGGAGUGAUGUCUAGUUCCCCAGCCACCCGUAAUUUCAUAUGAGAUGGUUGGAAAGGCAAUAAACAAAUGAUGUGUAUGGCAAUGUAAUCAACACACAGUUAAUUAUAGUCACUUCUUGACAAUACCUGAACAUAAAUGGUAUGUUGGUUAUGAAUAUUCAAUAACUUUAUGCUGUGUCAUAAACCUAGGUAUAUUGCACAUGCUGUAUAAUAACUAACAGGAAUGUGCACAUAGCACAAACACAUACCAAUCCCUAUGAGAUCAGUAAAAACUAAAGUUUUGGUGUAAACUUGUAUUUAAAAACGCUAAUACUUUUACUUCAUAUUACCUUACUUUCUGUCUCUUUUAGCUUGAUGAUGUAAAUAAAUGUAUGAAAUAAGUAUUUGUUAGACAUAGGGAGUGUAACAGGAGUUUGCUCAGACAGUGGAUCUAUAGUAGAACUUCUUUACGUUCUCCUCAAACUAGUGAUAAAUGUUUCUGUCCCGACUGUUUUAACUCUGUCAGACCCCCCUGGCUGUUUUUUUUCAUUCACUAAUAAUAAAGUGUACUAAUGGC